CGGGAGUUUAGGCGCUGAAGAAAAAGCGACAGGCUAGAAAGCGGGGGGCGCGCCAGGGAUUAUUUUUUUGUCCCUGCCAGUAAAACCAGAACGGCGAGAAUACUAGUGUACGCUGCCUCCGCAGGAGAGACCCUUUGCAGUCUCUUAAGCAAAUCUCCGAUGAUUUAGGGCUUAUCAGGCUUGUCCUAACUUUGGCUCCAGCUACUCAUUAGGAAGGUAGCUCGGUGGCCCACGAGUCUCUGCUAGACUAUGAGCGAGGGAGAGCGUUUUGUAGUUGGAGCAGGGGCUGGGUUUUCUCUGUACUCAAGCUGUUGUUGCUCUUGCCAAGAAUGAUUUAUUGUGCAAAGUAAUAAUUCCUGAGACACUUUUUUUUUUUUUUUGGCAAGGGGCGGAAGGGAGAAGAAAGCAGAGGAGAUUUCUCCCUCCAACCCCUUUAAAUGAGAUGGCUGGGGUCGCCGCUUCCUGAAGCGAGAAAGAGCAUGCAAUUGUCAAGGAGUGUGGCAGUUGUCUCCCUCCGAGGUGCUUUCUUGAACUGAAGUGGCUGCUGCUGCUGCUGCUGCCGCCACCGCCGCUGCUGCAAAGAGGCUGGGGCCGGCACCGUGAGAGCCCUGAGCAGAAAUUGCGAGGCUCUGGAUCCAGGAUUCCAAAUCGGUCACCUGGCAGCACUGCGGUCUCCUUUUCUUUCCUCGCCUCCGAGUCCUAGAGUUAGCGGCGGAAGGAGCUUGAAGUCAACGCUUCCGCUCAGUUUUCCAGCAAGGAGGGAGCAAAAGAGAGGCGAUGUUGGGGGUGCUCCGGGGCUCUGCUACUGAACUUGCUCGCCCUCUCCAUGUAGGGGCGGGGGGGCUCUUCCUACUUGUGCUCUUGGCUGCUGCUUCUUCUUCCUUCAUCACCACCACCAGCCGUGACGCAUCCACUCUUUCUCUCCCCCUCUUCUAACCUCCGGGCUGGUUUAAAACUCCCACCUCUCCGUUUCACCUUCCCUCUUCCUCUCGCUCUCGGUUGCCUGGGGCUGAAUUAGAUCUUCUCUCAGUGCUGCCUCUACUUGUUUCUGUGGGGUGGCUGAGUGGCGCUUUCUUUCCCUCCCUUCUCCCCCCUCCCCGGAUUUGUGGACGCUGCUGGUGUCUGGAGGAAUUUCUGUUGCUGGUUUUCCUUCCUGCCCUGGAGCUUGCUUGUGGUGGGGGAAGGAGGCGAAGGCCAGUGUGAGAGCUGCUGCCGCCGCCGCCGCCGCUGCUCCUGCAGCGGGAGAUGUGGGCUCCUGGUGCAGUUGCAGCACAAGGACACCGCCGCCGCGGAGCUGGGCUGCAGCUGAGAGACUCUGCUAGUCCCCACCGCUAGCCACCCUGUUCCAAGUGCGAAAGACCAGAAGAGCCGUGAUCGGUUGCUGCUCCUACUACCUUCCAGAACAAACCCAACUCUUGGACAAACAGCCAGGAUCUCUUCGUGUCUGCAAAAGGGAAAGCGAAGGCGGCCGGGGAGAACCUGAUUCUUUUGGGGCACCCCGAAGAAUUGAGACUGUUCUGGCGGAAGGGUGUGGAGUAGAGGCAGAUCAGGGGUUUAACAAUGGUGAGGUUUCUGGUGAGCUCCUGCUGCGCCCUGGCUGCGUCGGUGCUGCUCCAUCUCCAUAUCGGAUCACGGUGAGGAAAAAAUGAGCGAAGAGACGGCGAAUUCUAACAACGAUAAUAGUUAUGCCCGUGUGCGAGCUGUGGUGAUGACCCGUGAUGACUCAAGUGGUGGAUGGUUACCACUUGGAGGGGGAGGACUAAGUUGCGUCACUGUUUUCAAAGUCACUCACCCAGAAGAAAAUGGCUGUGCUGAUUUUCUUGUACAUGGGGAGCGUCUCAGGGAUAAAACGCACUGGAAGGUGUGGAGCCAAAAGGCAAAGAAAAAGGAAGAACUGGAAGCUCAGCAGGUGGUCUUGGAAUGUACAUUAAAGAAGGAUCUUAUUUACAAUCAGGUUACACCAACUUUUCACCACUGGAAGAUUGAUGACAAAAAAUUUGGCCUCACAUUUCAGAGUCCUGCUGAUGCAAGAGCAUUUGAUAGAGGCAUUCGUAGGGCAGUAGAAGAUAUUUCUCAAGGUUGCCUGACAUCACAUGAUGAAAUUGAAGUGCCUGCAGAUGGCUUUCCAGCAAUUCCAGAAAAUACAUCUAGUUUGCUAAUGAAAGAUCAUCUUUUCCAACAUGAACCUGUAGUGAGCAAUGAUCCUUACAAAAGCUCAAGUAUAAGACCACCACCUUUUGAAGAGUUCAACUUAAGAAGACCUUACUUCCACAGCCAACCUAACCAGGUACCCCCCAAACCAAUCAGGAACGUCAGUUUUCAGGAUGAAGAGGAAAUUGUUCGAAUAAACCCUCGUGAUAUUUUAAUACGCCGCUAUGCAGACUAUAGGCACCCAGACAUGUGGAAAAAUGACUUGGAUAGGGAUGAUGCAGACCCUUCAUUGCAGUGUCCUAAGACAGAUAAUAAAAAAUCUGACUAUUUGUACCCAUCUGGAGAUGGGACCAAAUUGAAUUCAUUAAAAAACUCCAAUAGUUCUGUGGUACAGCCUUCCUCUUUCAAAUUAAAAAAAUCAAAAAGAAGGAAAGAGGAUGGUGAGCGCUCUCGCUGUGUAUACUGCCAGGAAAGGUUUAAUCAUGAAGAGAAUGGCCGAGGCAAAUGUCAGGAUGCUCCAGACCCUAUGAAGAGAUGCAUAUACCAAGUUAGUUGCAUGCUUUGUGCUGAAAGCAUGCUCUAUCACUGCAUGUCAGACUCCGAGGGGGAUUUCUCUGACCCCUGCUCAUGCGACACUAGCGAUGACAAGUUCUGCUUACGAUGGCUUGCCCUUGUCGCUUUGUCAUUCAUUGCACCAUGUAUGUGCUGCUAUUUGCCCUUGAGAGCAUGCCACCAUUGUGGCGAGGUCUGUGGAUGUUGCGGAGGAAAGCAUAAAGCUGCAGGAUGAACCAGUCUGGUGCCAAAUGGGGCUGACAAGUCUUUAUUUUUGAGAAGCAUAUAACUCAAGGAAACAUUUGGCAAGCAGAAGGGCAAAACCUAUCCUGUACCAGAGGUCUAUUGUGAAAGAAGCAUCAGAACUUGUUGUGUUUUAGGAAUGCUAGCCAUGUCUGAUGGUCUGUUUUUAAGUGCGUGGUGCAAGUUGUGAAGGAGCUCUUGAGAAAGGAAAGCCUUGUUUUAUGAUUGGCGGUUGAAAUAAGUGUAAACUGCAGUCCGUACUAUAAGGGAUCAACUUCUGCAAUUUGUACAUUUUGUCGUUUAGGUGAGCGGAGCUCUUUGAAAUAAUCUGUUUGGCAGAAAAUUUAACUAAACCUGCACUAGUAAGAGCUGAUUUAAAACUAAAAGACAAGUUAAUAACUUGAGAACUGCGAAAAACUAAAUUGAUUAUACGUGCAACUAAAUUGCUUAUAAAUAGUUUUUGGAAGCAUCUUUAUGUACAAAUAACAAAUGUUUAUAUUUAACUAAAUAUAUGGUACGAAUUAUUAAACCUUCCUUCCCCUUUCCUGUUGCAAAGCUGUUAUGGACCACAAUUCCAGUCACAUUCCGUGAUAGUAUUUCUCAAUAUUUAACUAAUUAAUUUAGUAGUGUUUCUGUUCAAGAUGGACAAAUCAAUAUUUUCUGUCUUGUUUCCCUUCAACUACAUUUUUGUAUUAAGUUUCCUCUGUACAUUCUGGUAAUCUGAAGGCCUUUAAAAUGUUAAUUAUUAUAGUCUUGAAUGGCCAAUGUUUUGUUAAGCACAGGUAUAAUUGUCUAAUGCUCUUAUGAGAACAUAACAUUUAUUUUUAUAUAUAAAUGACUAUGGUUUCAAUGUAAUGGUAAAAGGGUCUCCCCCCCCCCCACUUUCUCAACCAGCAAAUUUUCUUCUAGGGUUUCUUCCAAAAAAUGUUAAUAAGUGUUGGGGAAGGGGAAAAUAUCACAAGGUAAUUAUCAUAAAAUAGAUAUUUAUGAUUCAGUUUAACUUGGUAUCAGUUAUUUCUCAAAUCUACUAAAAGAACAAAAAUUAACAUUAUUUUAGCCUAAUUUUAUUUGUCCUAUCAAAAAUGUUCUGUAUGACAAACUGUAACCCAGGUAGGAGAAAAGGAGUGAAUUUAUUGUGAAUGAAAGUGGGAUUUGUCUUGCAGCAGAUUAAUAAUGAAUGCUUAACUUAACAUUUGGGGAGUCCUUACAUCUCUUCUAUCACAUGGUAUAACAUAGCUGAGCAUACAGUUUUUUAUGAAUAAAACUCUGAAGCAGUGAAGCAGUCAUUCAUUCAAAAAGGUUAAUGGGUGGGGGAAGGGCAUAAGAAAAAUAUUUAAUAUGCUUUUGCUAUUUAAAAUAUAUAAUCUCACACUACCUUUAAAAAAAAAUUCUAUGCAUUUUUUUCAGCAAAACACAUUUCUUCUCUCCCCCACCCCCUUCUGAAGACCAUGGUCAGUCAAUAGACUUCCCACUAUCUCCCUUUUCCAGAGCCCAGGUAUCAAACUCAAAACAACUGUAUAUAACACUAUCUGUAAAAUACUUUUUUAAAGAAAGCAUUUAUAUUUAUAUGACAGCUUGAACUGACAACAUUAUGUACAUAGAUCAUCUUGAAGUAUUAUUUCACAUUGAAAAGAAGACAAAUAUAUUGAUAACUAUAGAGGUUAAGAGCUUCUUUCUAGUUUUGUACUUUUUAAAACCUGAAUGGAUAACCUUGGUCAGCAAAUAUGACACUGUAGCAGAAUAUGAAUGAAUGAAAGCUGCUACUCCAGAUGACUUUCAUGCUUCACGUAUUCAGCUAAACUUGGUUGCUUAGAUAGACUGUUAACUUUUAAAACAAAAAAACAAAGAAAGAGAAAUAACAUGCGUUUCAUUGGUGACAUGGGAAUUACAUCUUGUGAAUAACAAUUAUUAAAACAUUAUGUUUUUAAUUCAGAAUGGAUUGUAGUAUCAACAACCCAAGAAAAGAACUUGCUGGCUGUACAGAAAAGUCGUGUGUGUGUGUGUGUGUGUGUGUGUGUGUGUGUGUGUGUGUGUGUUAGGAAGAGGCAAUUCUAACAAUUUCCUGUUAGCACUAAUCAGCAUAGUGCAACUCCUGGUUUCUGUAGUGUAUUUCAUAUAAAAACUGAUACAGUAUGCUUUAAUAUUUUUACUGAAUAUGUGCAUUAAUAUUUUCUGUGUGUAUUUAACCACUUUGCUGCUAAAUAUUUACUGUCCUCACCUCUACUCUUGAAGAAAUACUAUUCUUAUUUCCUAACAAAACAAAAUCCACACGGAUUCAUAUGGAUACUAAGGUACAGGUAUUUUUGUUUCACUGAACUAAUUUGCAAUAAUUGCGUUGGUUCAGUAUCUGAUUAUUUGGAUUGUGUGACUUAUUUCUACAUGUAUGUGUGCUGGUUUAGAUUUUUGUUUUAGGAAGAAAACUGCUUUACUAACUGUGGCCAAAUCAUUAGUCUCAUCAACAUAUGAAGUUGCCUUAUACAGAGUCAGACCAUCUAGCCCAGGACUAUUUACUCUGACUCCCCAAGUGGCUCCCCAAGAUCUCGGGCAGAGGUCUUUCCUGGCCCUGCUACUAGAUAUAUAGAUAUAUAUUGGACUACUCGAGAUGCUAGGAAUCAAACCUGAGACUUCCUGCGUGCAAAAUAUUUGCCCAAUCACUGAGCUCUUUAAUAGAAUGACUCUCCUUGUGUUACAUGUCACUGGUUUUCUACUUUGCAAUCUACCAAUUCUUAUUCCUUACAUUCUGGACACCUUCCACCAUAGAGUUAAGUGUGCUUAAACAUAUUUAAACCAUUGGAAAUGUAUGGGAUUAUCUCUGUGGGAUUGUGGCCUCUGUUCAUUCUAACCUUUCACCCUGCUUUCUCCAGAAAGGAAAGGGGAUGGGAAUAGCAAGAUUAACUGCAAAGCAUAUAAAUUCAGGUACGUUUUUAAGAGGAUAUAGUUAAUGCUGGAUUUCACCACACAUGAAUUUGCAUAGGUUUGGUGAAGACACCAUAGGAUGUUCACUCCCAACCUGAUGAAAGCUACUAUACUCCAUGAUGGGAAAUGUUCUAUUUCUGACAUGAAAACAGCCGGCUAUAAUACUUGGGUACCACCUACUGGACAAACAGGAUUUAGAAAUUAUGGCUUCAGUCAUACAGCUUAGCCAUCAAUUGUAUUAGCUGAGAAGUAUGUUGUCCAAAGUAUAGCCAACAUACAUUUAAGCUAACUUUUGAUAUUGAGUUAAAAAUAUUGCUUCAGCAUGUAGUUGUUUUGACAUUUGCAGUUACAUACAUUUGCCUUACCAUCACAUUAAAAGCAAAUAUGUCAUAUUGGAAGACCAUUGUUAUGAAACGAAGCAUUCUUAGCAUUAGGCAUUGCUGAAAUGCAAGCAUUUCAAAACAAACAUAAAGGCAGUUAGAUGGUUUUUUAAAAAGAAAAUCCUAUCUAUUCUGGCAUUCCAGAUACUUAAUAACAUAAGAACAGCCCUGCUGGAUCCGGCCCAAGCCCCAUCUAGUCCAGCAUCCUGUUUCACACAGUGGCCCACCAGAUUCCACUAGAAGCCUACAGGUAGGAGUUGAGGGCAUGCCCUCUCUCCUGCUGUUGCUCCCCUUAAUUGUUUUACUUAAGCUUGAAAAUAUUACAAAAAGUGGCCAUGACAUCACUUGAAUUUUCUGUAAUUUUUUGCAAGUGAAGUCGAUCUCCUAAGACUAUAGGUAGCCCUCAUUAUCACGGGGGUUCUGUUCUGGCCUACAACCAGAGAUAACGAAACCUUGAGUCAAUGGAAAUUGGGCGGUUAGAUUCCUUGAGAUUUUUUUUUUUAAGGGCUAAAAAGCAGGGAGGAGGCAGAAAUAAGUGAAAGUACUGUACCAUGCUUUCCAGGUCUCCAGCUGUCCAACAAUCCCCCCACCAGCCUCCAAUUCCUCUGAUUUUCUGUGAAAAAUUGUGUGGAGGGUUUUUUUUAAUUUCUAUUUUUUACAAGAGAGUCACAAAAUAGCUCUGUCCUGCAAAAUGGUGACCGGAAAUGAUAUUCGAAGUCAUUUCUAGUCACCUAGGAACCGCAGAUAGGUAAAUCUUGCCUAUUUUUAAAACCAUGGAUAACAACGUUGGAUCUACAUUGCCCAACCACAGAUAUGUGAAACUGCUGGGGCUGCAGGUGAGGGUACUGCGUUCCUUCACUGACAACAAUAACAAAAAGCAUACAUUCUGCUUCAUGUAGAAAUAUCUAGAGUGGCUCUCAUAGUGAGAUGAAGCAUCUGGAGGGUGAUCAAGCUCAGUGGGAGGAUAGGAUCUUCAAGCAGGAUGUGAACCUUUCUUCCCCAUCAGCCAAGACUCAGGAAAAUUGCAUUUCUUAUAGCAGCAUAUCUUUAGUGGUCCACAUUAGAUUUGGGUUGGGGGAAUUGCCCCCUUGCUGCCCCCAUCCCACUAAUGUGAUUUCAUUGAACCAUAGCUGGAAAGGUCCUUGUAAGUAAUCUGGUCCAAUCCCCUGUGCAAUGCAAGAAAUCCAUGGAAUAUGCAGCUAGAGCAUCUCCCAACAGAUGGCUGUCAAAGGACUCUAGCACAGGAUAUCCCACCCACCCACCCCCUAGAUAAAUGGUUCCAAUUUUGAACUGCUUACUGUUAUGAAGUUUUUCAUAAUGUGCAACCAAACUCCUGUCACUUGAGCCCAUUAGAUCUAGUCCUGCUCCCUGGAACAAGAGAAAACAAGUAUUCUCCCUCUUCUUUGUGACAGUUCAGGUAUUUGUCCACCCUUCUCAAUCUUCUCUUCUCUAGGUUAAACCUACUCAGCUCCUUCAGUAUUUCCUCAUAGGGCUUGUUUCCUAGACCCAUAAUCAUUUUCAUUGCCUUCCUCUGAAUCCUUUCCAAUUUGUCUACAUUCUUUUUAAAGUAUGACUCCUAGAGCUGGACAUAAUACUCCAGAUGAGGUCUGACAAGUGGGAUAUAGAGUGUCACUAUUAGUACUUGUGAUUUAAAACUGAUUCCGUUAAAGCAGCCUAAAAUCACAUAAGCUGUUUUUGCAGCUGCAUCAUCAUAUUGUAUGCUCAUGUUGUGUGUGCUGCAAUCAUAAGAUCAUUUUCAUCUGUACUAUUGCAAUGCCUUGUACCUCCCAUUUAAUACCUAGGCAUUAAUUUGAUUAUGUUUGUCUGAAUGCAGAACUUUGUAUUUGUGUCUGUUGAAUUUCAUUUUGUAAGUUUCUGCCCAGUUUUCCAUUUGAUCAAGUUUCUUUUGAAUUUUGUUCCUGUCUGUGAGAGCUGUCAGCUAUUCCUUCAAGUUUUGUGUCAUCUGCAGAUUCACAGAGAAUUUCCCCCACCAUCUGAAUUCUUGAUAAGAAUGUAGAAGAGUACCAGCUACAGAACAGAGCCACAUGGCACCCCACCUGAAACCUCCCUCCAGUUUGAUGAAGAGUCAUUGAUGAGCAUUCUUUUAAGCACAGUUUUUCAACCAGUUAUGAAUCCGUCUGAUGGAAUAAUCUAGCCCUCAUUUGACCAAUUUGCUAACCAAAAUAUCAGGGAAAUCAAGAUAAACUACACCCACAGUAUUCCUGCAAUCCACUAAGCUAGUACCCCAAGCCCCCCCCCCCCAAAGAUUUGUGUGAUAAUAUUUGAUGAAUCCUUGCUGGAGUUUACUAAUCACUAUGUUGUUUUCAAGAGUAAUACAGACUGACUUUAUACUCUGCUCUAGUCUCUUGCAUGAUAUCAAAGACAGACUGACUGGUCUGUAGUUUCCUGGAUCCUCCUUUUUAAUUGAUUGAUAAUUUGUUGAAGACGGGGGCAGCAUUAACCCACCUCCAGUUUUGUAGCACCUCACCCAUUCUCUAGGAUUUCUCAGUGAUAGACAGAUUUUGAGGCUAGACCAGCAGGUUCUUAGUACCUUAGAAUACAAUGUAUCCAACCCUGAAUACUUGAACUCAUUUGAGGGAUGUUUCUUGGCCAACUCCUUAUCAGUGCUUUUGUGCCCUUGGGAGAAGACAGAGGCAAUGUCUUUGUUACCUGUUAACACUUCACUAAAUCUAAAUCUAGGAUUUAGGAAGGAGAGGGCUUUGAAUGAGCUGUUGCUUUAUUCUUAUGGUGUUUUCCUGUGCAAAGUUUGGGGAGGAAGUCAGAACCUGUUCUUCUAAUACCAGUGUUGAAACAAGUAACUCAAUCUACAGAUCCUUACACAAAGCAGGAUGCCUGGAUAAAAAGAUGGGUGCCUGCUUACCUGUGGAAAAGAUUGUUGUUGGGGGCAGAAGAUACAGUAAGUUUAGAAGUUAAGUGUGUGAGAAAUGCUGAUCUAGUUCAUGGAGCAGUGUGCUCUCUACAGGCUUAAUUCCUAUAUCUUCCAUUAGAAGCAUAGCUAUUUCAAAAGUACACAUACAUGUUUUGCAUACUGGAAUGUGACAUUCCUAUUUUCCUUCCUUCUAACCCUUCUUUGGGUAAUCUUUCCUUGUGUACAUGGAGGAAAACGUUGAAAACAUGGAAUGUGACAUUCCCAUUUUCCUUCCUCCUAACCCUUCUUUGGGUAAUCUUUCUUUGUGUACAUGGAGGAAAAUGUUGGAAACUCCCAUGUAAAUAAUGCACAUCAUUUGUAUUACCGAGUUUACAUCUCCAGAGAAUGCAAACUGCUGUAUAUGAGUGUACAGUGGUGCAUACUCUCUUGUGGGAAAAUGAGAGAUGGUUUGUAGUCCAGAUAGUCCUAUUAAGAUCGGCAGCCUGGUGGUUAAAACUUCCAUAUGCUUUUUGGUGCACUGAUUAAGUAGCCUUUAAAUAACGUUAAAUGACAUUUUCCCCCUGAAAGCUUCUUAACUGCAAUAGUUGUGCUUAGCUUUGAGAAUUCAAAACAUCUAGUGGAAAAACAUAUUGGGAGUUGCAGUAUAAUCUGUACAUAGACUUUAUUUCUUUUGUUUGUGAACCCUGCCUCUUAUUUUGCUUAGUGCCAUUUGCUUUCCACCCUAUUGACCUCAAAAAGUGCCUCACUUGUAUAUUAUUUCCAUUAAAAUCUUAAAUGAUAUACCUUUCUACUAAAUGAUGUAGGUUUUAGUUUUAAUUCCAUGCCAUAGAUGUAUUUCUUUUAUGUAUUAAAAAUAUAGUUGGUUACCUUGAGUACAUAAUGUAAAUAUGCAUAUGAGUUUAACUGUUUUGUUAUCAUAUCCUUUGUAAGUUGGCUUAUUGGAUAAUAUAAAACAGUUAAGUUUCAGUGUUUUCCUGCAAUUACCUGAUUAAAACUACCAUGAAAUUAAA
Hemicordylus capensis (graceful crag lizard) is the source of this 10142-nucleotide messenger RNA. It is a transcript of the gene SPRED1, whose product is annotated as sprouty related EVH1 domain containing 1. Gene Ontology annotation, biological process: multicellular organism development; negative regulation of MAPK cascade. Gene Ontology annotation, cellular component: membrane. The record is from RefSeq and is a predicted model, not a curated record. Gene Ontology annotation, molecular function: protein kinase binding. Lineage: Eukaryota; Metazoa; Chordata; Lepidosauria; Squamata; Cordylidae. Bases 1646 to 2938 code for a protein of 430 amino acids. The transcript has 7 exons.